GUUAUAUCUUUGAUUCUUAUAUAUCUCAUAAUUGAAUCACUAUAUAAAAUUCUAUCAGUGCAAAUCCAGUUUACAGUUCACCAAUCCAAGUGUACUUCACUCAAUGACCUUAGCUUUAACCAAUGGCACACUCUGAUUGACAACAGUUUACCUUAAUCAGCGACCUAGUUAAUCCUCAGCGCCUAUUGUUCCAAAAAGAAAGCAAGCAAUCAUUUAUUGUUCAUAUUUCAGACCUUCGUAGGUUUAUGUACGUGAAUUCGUGGACGGCAAGCAUCGCCAGUAGAAAAAUAGCUUGUGGAUUAAAUAAUACAGCAAUACCAUAAACCAUUUACUUAAUAUUUGUAGCAUUUCGGUCCUUUUCAUGAGUCUUAGUUCCAUCAAAAUGAAUUAAUAAUUGCUUAUUAGUAAGGUUAAGAAUAGUAGUUCACUAUAUAAUAGUCCUACAAAGUUCCAACUUCAAUCCUUCGUAAAUACAAUACUACUUAUAAAUAAAUUAAUAUAUUUAUAAUAUCCCAAUGAGCAGAAAAAUUAAACUUUCUGACGUUUCGUGACUCAGUGUAAGCCACUUCUUCAGAGAAUAAAUAACCGAAUUUUGAUUUGAUUAAUUUAAUUUUUUUACUCAUUGGGAUAUUAAAAAUAUAUUAAUUUAUUUAUAGCAUUCUACUCAAUGCUCAAUUUAUUCGAAAUUAUCAAGUCAAACCUUGGUAAUGGUACAUACAUAUACUACCUAUUUUAUUACACUUGGAUCCGAGCUAAGUUUGAAAUGAUUCUUCCCAGUGUUUUGUUUCUUGUAAAUGCUUUGUUCUCUUUUUGAAAUAAAUUAUCCAACAAUCUGUAUUGUAGCGCGCUAAAAUUGUUAUCAGCAGGCCCCAUGACUUUUUGGCAAGCAUGCAAACGCAUGCUUGGUUGCAAGCAUCACCUGCUCUGAAAGUUUCAUCGUCAUAUGGUGUCGACUUGGCUGGCUUGUCCCCUGAUCCACUUCCAGGUUCUACUGAUGAAGAUGAGAAACCAGUGUCUUCUGACAGUCCUUUUAGUGUGUUUGAAGAGGAUGGGGCAUUUUCUCCGAUUGAUUUACACGCUUGGGAAAGAUUUUCAUUCUCUGAAAUGUCACGUUUUCCUACAUUGUACUUAGCUGUACGAAAUUUAGUUCUUUGUUUAUGGUUUCAUAAUCCCAAACGUCUAAUAACCAGUAAAUUUGCAGCUAAUCACUGUUUUGUCCGGGGCUUACUACGUAUAGUUUUGUGUGAACACUGGAUACCACAUCUAAUCGAAGAAUUUACAUGUCGUGGUCUAAUCAACGUUGGUGUUUGUCAAGUAGAUCCGUUUGAUCUAGCUGUAGAGAGUGACCAGAUUGUCACUGGUGUUUCCAAAGAACAACAGCAACAACAACAAAUUCCUUCAAAAUUUCAAUUACGAUUAAUCGGUGAUUCAGAUUUGACAACUGCUGUAACUAUCCGUCAACUAUGGAAUGCACUUUAUCUACAUCAGUUACAUGUUCAAUCUAGUCAACAUGUUCAGUCACAACAACAAAAGCUUUAUUUUCCUGUAUCUAUCAAAUCAGUACGUUCUCCUAGUGUUGUUAGUGUAUUGUCAACAGUUACAAAUUCGUUAAAUAAUAACAAGCUUGCAGAAUUAAUGAUCCAGUUUUCCACUUUGAAUAAUACUAUUCAAAGCACUGUUGAAUUGUUUACAAACAAUGGGUUCGAUAAAAAUACAUGUGAUAAUAAUAAUAAUGGUGAGAUGAAAAAUUUAACAUCAAAUGUUAUAAUGUUAAAAAGGUCCAAACAAUAUCCUGUUUUAUCUAUCCCAUCUUUAAUGUCUCCUGUUCAAAUCGAUGAAAAUAAGAAUUUAUCGGGUAUAUUUGUACCACUACAUUCAUGGUCAGAUCGCAUCUAUACUUAUCCACACCAUCCUGUGUCGAUAUUUGCUUGGCAAACAGGUUUGGAAUUACAUCCUAUUGCAAAAUGUCUACUUUUACAACCGUCGUCAAGUGGAUUUGUAAUUAAUAAUAAUAAUAAUUCCAAUGAGGAUAAUAAUAUUAAUAAAUUCACACUUAUUCCAUCGAGUCAAUCUGUUCGUAUAGAAUUUCAUGUUGAAGCUAUCUUAGACUUAGUUGUUCAACUUUAUUCAGAUAAAACAAAUGCUGAGAUUAAUCCGAAAGUAGAAGAAAUGGAAGGAGUGGAUCUUGUUACUGACAUCAAUAAGAAUGAUAAUAAUACUGUAUUGAAAUCCAUAACUCAUAGAUUGCUUGACAGAACUUCUUCAGUUGAAGGUGACAGUAUUAUUGAUGUUAAUAGUUCAAUGCAUAUUGUUUCCACUCCGUUGAAACAGUUUAAUUCUAUUGAUAACAAUAAUAAUAAUUAUACUAAAGAGAAAGUUAUUUCAGAUGAUUUGAAACGUAUUCGUUUAAAUUAUACCGAUGGAACUGAACUUGUUGAUUGGGUAAUCGUGACAACUCCCAUUGAUCGAAUCCGUUUAUACUUUGUGCCCAAAUCUUUGGUAUCAAACGACAUGUCAAACCACUCUGUCCAAUAUUCAAAACAAACAUACCUAUCAAUCUAUUUACCCCUUUAUCUUCGGUCCUUUUUGAUUGAUGAACACUAUUUACUCAAAAAUGAACCAUACACUCUAGAUGUAAAUCGCUCAGUGGACAAGAAUAUUGGUCAAUACUCACCAAACGCUCGCCUAAUUACUAUCACAUUAGUUUAUUCGUCAAGUUGGUGGAGACAAUAUACUACUGAACGUUUUGUGAAUUCUGAUUUAAGCCAUACAGUUUCAUCUCAUGGAAAUAGCUUCAGUGAAUUAUUCUCAUUCCUUCCAGAUAGUCGGGAAAACCGAGGAUUUUGUCAUGUGUUUCGUGAUCUACGUCCGGAUAUUAACUCUCCAGGGAUUUUACAAACUCAAUUGUUCGCAGCUUCAGCAGAUCACUGGUGGGAUAAAACAGAUGUAAUUUUACAGACUGCUGUGGAUCGAUAUUUGAAGACCCAUUUCAUGAUAUCAUCGUCAACGGAAGAAUCUCAAUUUUCUGAUAGAUUUCAUUUAUUAUCUUCAUAUGUCGCUCGUUUACAAGCUCCCAAUUUGAAUUCUUCGAAGGAUUGUAUAUGUGUCGUCAAUAAUGAAGAAAAUGAUUAUAAAGAAAAAUGGUUUCAUGUUAAACGAUCUGCUUGGAUGGAACUUGUAAAACGUACUGGGAUACUUAUUGUAAAUUUGAUACAGAAUGAAAAUUAUAUAGAUUAUGAUAGUCGGAAAGAAAAUUGUUUACAUAUCAAUAAUCAUCAUGCUAAUUGUCUAACUACAUCAGAAAUGAUUUACACGUCAAAUCCACUUCAUUAUUCAGGUAUGGAUGCACUGACGUCGUCAGUACAAGCGGGUUUAGAACUGGCAAACUUAACUUUACACUUGUUGCCACAUAGAAAUCAAUUCCAUUCUAAAUUCUCUUCAUUAGUAUCUACUAAUGAAACAGUAAUUAGUGUUGACGAUCAAUCUAAUGAUACAUGUGAUCCUAAUUCCAAUGAAUCAUUCAAUAAUUCACAUUCCCAUCGAUCAUUAGAUGAUGCUGAAGUUAUUAAAUCAUCAUGGGGACGUGUACAAAAUUCAAAUUGUCAAUCUCCAGAAUCCUAUUUCAAUAAUAACGCGGAAUGUUUAAGUGCGCGUACCAGACGCCUUUUGAAACGAAGGCAUUCUGAAUCAGAUCAAAAUCUUACUUGUCUAGAGUGA
Schistosoma margrebowiei is the source of this 3717-nucleotide messenger RNA. Lineage: Eukaryota; Metazoa; Platyhelminthes; Trematoda; Strigeidida; Schistosomatidae. The record is from the annotation of a GenBank genome assembly.